Bufo gargarizans (Asiatic toad) is the source of this 2053-nucleotide messenger RNA. It is a transcript of the gene ADAT1, whose product is annotated as adenosine deaminase tRNA specific 1. Bases 507 to 1742 code for a protein of 411 amino acids. The transcript is spliced from 9 exons. Gene Ontology annotation, biological process: RNA processing. Lineage: Eukaryota; Metazoa; Chordata; Amphibia; Anura; Bufonidae. The record is from RefSeq and is a predicted model, not a curated record. Gene Ontology annotation, molecular function: adenosine deaminase activity; RNA binding.
CACUCUGGCUUGUGCUUUAUGGGGGCACACUACAGCUGGCGGCAUGUAUAGGACAUACUGGCUUGUGCUCUCUUAUGGGGGGCAUCCUACAUCUGGCAUUGUGUAUCUGUUAUGGUGGGCACCCUACAUCUGGCAUUGUAUCUGGGGGCACACUACAUCUGGCAUUGUAUCUGGGGGCACUCUGGCUUGUGCUUUAUGGGGGCACACUACAGCUGGCGGCAUGUAUGGGACAUACUGGCUUGUGCUCUCUUAUGGGGGCACUCUGGUGGUCCAUUACAGGGAUAUGGUGAAUAUCUGAUUUAAUUUUUUUUUCCCGGUGGCGAUCUUUACAUUGUGCCUCUAAAAUCUUGGCAGAAAUUCUCAAAAUUUGGAAAACUGCUUGCGCAAUGCCAAUCAAACUUGACUUUGCUGAAAAGGUCGGACGCUGCGGAUGAGAUCGCUGCUUUGUGCUAUGAACAUUACCGGACCAAGCUCUCCAAGAAAGGCCAGCCAGACACCAGCAAGGAAUGGACUCUGAUGGCUGCCGUGAUACAAGUGGAGUGUGCGGCGGGAAAGGCAGAGAUCAAGAAAGUUGUUGCUAUGGGAACUGGGACAAAAUGUAUCGGGCAGUCAAAAUUACGGAAAACUGGUACCUCCUCCACCAGCUUUCCUUAGCGCUGUCAAGGAGCCAUGAUUGUGUGCUGGUUCCUGGAAGUGAUGCCAACAAGUGGACGCUGAAGCCUGGGGUCUCCUUUGUGUUCUUCACCAGUCACACUCCAUGUGGUGAUGCAUCAAUUAUACCCAUGCUUCCCCUAGAGGACCAGCUCUGUCCCACCUCUACAGCACCACAGGAAGCCACCCCAUUACUCUGCGAUCCUAUCACAACCACUAACAAGAGGAAGCAGGCUUCUUGUGAUUCUCUACCUGCCAAAAAGAGAAUGAAGCAAGACGGAUCCGACCAGGAAACCGAGAGAAUAGCGGAAACCAAGGAAAAGGAAGAAAGUGCAACUUUUAACCCUGAGUCAAUAGAUGUGUUCAGGACUGGAGCGAAGUGCGCUCCUGGGGAGGCUCAAGAUAGGCACAAUGCAGGGGUGGACUAUCACACUGUGGGAGUCCUCCGCCUUAAGCCGGGCCGAGGAGACCGCACAUUAUCCAUGUCCUGCAGUGACAAGAUGGCUCGAUGGACCGUGCUUGGCUGCCAGGGGGCGCUGCUCAUGCACUUUCUACAACAACCCAUCUAUCUGUCCUCCGUUGUGGUGGGGAAGUGCCCGUUUAGUCUGCAGUCCAUGGAGAGGGCUCUACACAGUAGGUGCAAAAAUGUCUCGGGUCUAGCUGAAGGAUUCCAUGUGCAUGUGCCACGUAUCCUGCAGUCACGAUUACAGUUUCAGCACGGAAGAGACGCACUGAGGAAAGCGGAUGAUGCAAGAAAGCUGGGUCCCUGUGGUGCAGCAAUUAGUUGGUGUGCAGUUCCACAUCAGCCACUAGAUGUCACUGCUAAUGGCUACAGACAAGGGACCACGAAGAAAGCUAUUGGAACACCACAGUCCAGAUCGCGGAUCUGUAAAGUAGAAUUAUUUCACAUGUUCCGUCAUCUGCUAGAGAGCCUGUCGGAAGAGCAGAUCCCGGGGUCACUCAGGGAAUUGAAGACAUACGGUGAUUAUAAAGAAGCUGCUCGGUCCUACCAGGAAGCCUGGAGGCUGCUGCGAGAACAGGUACUUACAUCCUGGAUCCGAACAUCACGUGACUACCUGAACUUCAGCUGAGACCCAAAGUGCAAAUCACCGACCUGGCACAACAGAGGUUCUGGGAGAGGAUGGGAAAGCCCCUCGGUGAUGUGCGCCUCCAUCUGCACUUGAGCUUUACAUUGGAGGCUGUGUGAGAUCUGAACUCGUCAUUUAUACAUUUUUCUUGUAACCGAGUACCAUAGACUCCAACACCUGCAAUGUGACUGUCAGUCUCCUACUGGUAGGACUGUAUCAGGGGUUAGGCACACAGGUGUGUUACUUGCGGUUUUUGGCGCAGAUUUUAGCUCACCUUUGCAUUAAAAAUUGACGAUCUGCAGACUUAAAAAAUC